CUGCCAGUGGCAUCAUGGCGCAGGCGGCGAAUUUCUACGUGUGGGGCGCGGCGCCAUGGCAGGGGGAUCCGGCGAUGUACGCGCCGAAUCUCGUGCAGGUGCUGGAUGCCGACAUUGCCGGGGUACACUUUGGCCCCUCCUUCAGUGUGGCGUUCACCGAGGAUGGUCGGCUCUAUUCGUGGGGGGAGGACCACAGUGGUCAGCAGGCAGGCAGGGAGGGAGGGAGGGAGGGAGAGAGAGAGAGGAGUCACCAAUGCAUUGAUUGCAUCAUGCUCUGCACUGCAGGGUGCCUCGGCAUCGGCACACGUAAGACACUCGCCAAAGAGCCCACCGCAAUCAAAGGCAUCCCACAGGAUGAACGAGUCGUUGGCCUGGUACGUCCCUCCCUUUAUGUACUCAUCUCUCCCAUCUAUGCAUCUCGAUUUCCUUCUGUCUCUUCUCUCCUUAUCAAUGCAGACUGGCGGGACCGAUUUCGUGCUGGCAUGGUCGGACAAGGGAUCCGUCUUUUCGUGGGGCGACAAUGCCUUCGGUCAGCUGGGCUCCGGAAACCAGGCGCAACGAUUCGAGCCGAAAAAAGUUGGCCUUUUGGAGCGAGAAAUUAUCACGCAGGUGAAGGGAGAGAAGGCUGUGGGCUUCUCGUUGCGUGCCUAUCGUGCGUGUGCAUAUGAUGCAGAUAAUUGUGGCGGCGGGGUGGUCAUGUUUCGCCUUGGCGGAGAGUGGGAUGGUAUACGCGUGGGGCGGCAAUGUCCACAACGAGCUGGGGCUGAACAGAUCGGAUGACCGCGUCUUGAGGCCAGAGCCUGUGCUGGCCAUGAAGGGCAGGAGAAUCAGGUAGGCCACUGACUGGGGGGUGUUGGUCAUAUGUGUCCGGCUCUUGAUUCGCCUUGGUACCCUUCCUCUGUCUUAGAAAGAUCGAAGGCCACAAUGGCAGUAUUGUGGCAUAUGUCUCCUCCAAACCAUCAGAGAGCCACCAAGCACCCCAAUUGGUGGCUUCUCCAGUCUCAGCCCAGAGCGCAUCACUGCUGCCGUCAUUCACCAGAGACAUCGAAGUCUUCGUAAGAACCACUCCUGCACACGAAUGCAUCGCGUCUUGCAUUGUCUGCCUGUCUAUGCCGGUGCAUUCAGUGGGGAGUCGACCUGAUGCGAAGAGUCCUGGACGAGAUGGCCGAAUGGUGGUCUCGGGUGCUCGAAAUCCGACACGGGGAGCCUUCACCGAGUGCCAUCGACGCAUCGGGCGGAAGCAUCCAUCUCCUUGGGCACGAGCCCACAUCAGACGACCUCGACCAAUUCGCGUCAGAAAGCCAGCUGCUGCGGGCCGCGGAGGACCUGUCAACCCUGACACGGGCGGUGCUCGACCAGAUGAGGGAACUGGAGCACUCGGCCACGCUCAAGUUCCUGCUCGCGGUCAUGCUGGAUGACAUCCGGCUGAGACACGAGAAGAUCGACCGCAUACUUGCCACACGACGGCUCGUCGACGCCAAGACGGAUCUGCAAGGCAUUGUGGACCAGGCAGAGAUGAGUGGUGAUGAUUACCUGGAGGGAAGAUACGACACCGAUAGCCAGCUGAGGAGACUGGAGCAGGCGUCGCGAGUGACUGAAGCCGCCCUUCAUAAUGUCAGGACCGCGCCGGCGCCUGAUCUGUUCUCGCAAGAGCUGCAGCUUGCCGUCAUGGAGUCCCUGGAGAAAGGCCUGCAGCUGAAUGAGACCCACGCGCAGCUCAUCAAGACAGCUGGCAGCAGGAGGCAGGAAAGACAAGGACGACGAAGGCAGUCUCAGCGACACGGCUCAUCUUCCAUGAGAAGGGACAGCGACGCCGGCAACACAGCUGCAGGCGAUGGACAAGUCGCGAUCGACGUGUAUGAGGAUGUCUCUGCCCUCAAGCCCGUUGCGCGUCGGUGGCAGGCGCUGAAGGGUUUCAGCUUGGGAAGGCUGUGUCUCGAGUGCGAGAGGAAUCGAUACGAUUACGGAAACGAUGAGGUGAAUACGCAUACACACACACAUACACAUCAGCUGCCCCUCUCUAUGGAUGGAUGUAUGUGCCUUCCUUCGCACACAUACAGGAGUUCCUUGCCUUUCUGGUUCGGCAGAGCGACGCCAAGAUCGACAAAACCCUUCGGCUCGACCGAGACCAACUGCUGUCGAGGAGCUGUCUCGCCCCUUCACUUGUUUACGACUUGCUGCUGGAGAACGGGGAGUUGAGGAAAAUGGCAAAUGCAUACCAGCUGAGGGUCUAUGUCCUCGACAAGGGCAGGAGACGGCAGGGCAGCGGCAGCAGCGGGAGCAGUAAGUGAAUCGCCGUCAAGACAAAGGGCUUAGGCGGAGUAGGUGUCUCUGAGACUAUUGUGGGAAUGCAGCUGUGCUCUGCUGUGCGUAGGACUGUGUGUAGGAUAGACGCCAUUUGGGUCGUGUCAUCACUGACUGAUCAAUGAGUGAGUGAGUGAGUUGAAGUCGACAAAUAAGUCG
Vitrella brassicaformis is the source of this 2463-nucleotide messenger RNA. The record is from the annotation of a GenBank genome assembly. Lineage: Eukaryota; Vitrellaceae.